Molecule: messenger RNA, 3462 nt
Organism: Budorcas taxicolor (takin)
Lineage: Eukaryota; Metazoa; Chordata; Mammalia; Artiodactyla; Bovidae
Gene: PEX6
Product: peroxisomal biogenesis factor 6
Exons: 17
Coding region: 46-2988 (980 amino acids)
Biological process (GO): protein import into peroxisome matrix
Cellular component (GO): cytosol; peroxisomal membrane
Molecular function (GO): ATP binding; ATP hydrolysis activity
Source: RefSeq, a predicted model, not a curated record
CAGGAAGGCGCCCUUCUUCGCUGUGCUCUUUGGUCUCCUGUCACCAUGGCGCUGGCAGUCUUGCGAGUCCUGGAGCCCUUCCCGACCGAGACACCCCCUUUGGCGGUGCUGCUGCCGCCCGGGGGCCCGUGGCCUGCUGCAGGGCUGGGCCUAGUGCUGGCGCUGAGGCCUGCAGGGGAGAGCCCGGCAGGGCCGGCGCUGCUGGUGGCUGCCCUGGAGGGACCCGGCGCGGACACCGAAGAGCAGGGUCCGGGGCCCCCGCAGCUGCUGGUUAGCCGCGCUCUGCUGCAGCUCCUGGCUCUGGGCUCCGGGGCGUGGGUGCGGGCGCGGCCGGUGCGGCGGCCCCCGUCGCUGGGCUGGGCGCUGCUUGGCACUUCAUCUGGGCCUGGACUCGGACCGAGAGUCGGGCCGUUGCUGGUGAGGCGCGGAGAGACCCUGCCCGUGCCCGGACCGCGGGUGCUGGAGACGCGGCCGGCGUUGCAAGGGUUGCUGGGUCCAGGGACGCGGCUAGCUGUGACUGAGCUCCAUGGGCGGGCCAAACUGGGUCCAGAGGCUGAGAACAGCAGCCGGCUCCCUCUCCCGCCGGUGGUGUCCUCCUUCGCGGCCUCUGGCACAGUCCGGCGACUAAGGGGCGUUCUGGGAGGGACUGGAGAUGCACUAGGGGUGAGCCGGAGCUGUCUCCGCAGCCUCGGCCUCUUCCAGGGCGAAUGGGUGUGGGUGACCCGGGCUGGAGAGUCAUCGAACACUUCUCAGCCACAUCUGGCCACAGUCCAAGUCCUAGAGCCUCGCUGGAACCUCUCUGAAAGACUGGGACCCGGCUCUGGGCAGCCGGGAGAGCCUCUCGCUGAUGGACUGGCCCUUGUGCCUGCCACUCUGGCUUUUAAUCUCGGCUGUGAUCCCCUGGACGUGGGAGAGCUCAAAAUCCAGAGGUAUUUGGAGGGCUCCAGCACCCCUGAAGACAAAGGAAGCUGCUCAGUGCUGCCUGGGCCUCUGUUUGCCAAAGAGUUACACAUCGAAAUUGUGUCGUCUCCUCACUACAGCACUAAUGGAAACUAUGACCAUGUCCUUUACCGGCACUUUCAGACACCCAGGGCAGUCCAGGAAGGGGAUGUCCUGUGUGUGCCAACAGUUGGGCAAGUAGAGAUCCUGGAAGGAAGCCCAGAGAAACUGCCCAGGUGGCAAGAGAUGUUUUUUAAAGUGAAGAAAACAGUUGGGGACGCUCCAGACGGGCAAGCCAGAGCCUACUUAGCCGACACCGCCCAUACCUCCUUGUACUUGGUGGGUUCUACCCUGAGCCUGGUUCCAAGGCUUCCUUCAGGGGACUCCACUCCCUGGAGCAGCUUGUCUCCUCCAGGCCUGGAGGCCUUGGUGACCGAGCUCUGUGCCGCCCUGAAGCCUCGCCUCCAGCCAGGGGGUGCCCUGCUGACAGGGACUGGCAGUGUCCUUCUACGGGGUCCCCCGGGCAGUGGGAAGACCACUGCAGUUGCCGCUGCCUGCAGCCGCCUUGGACUCCACUUAUUGAAGGUGCCCUGCUCCAGCCUCUGUGCAGACAGUAGCGCCGCUGUGGAGACAAAGCUGCAGGCCGCUUUCUCCCGGGCCCGGCGCUGCCGGCCUGUGGUUCUUUUGCUGACAGCCAUGGACCUACUGGGCAGGGACCGUGAUGGACUGGGCGAGGACUCCCGGGUGGUGGCCACGCUGCGGCACCUCCUCCUGGAUGAAGACCCGCUCGCCAGCUGCCCUCCCCUGAUGGUCGUGGCCACCACCAGCCGGGCCCAGGACCUGCCCGCGGACGUGCAGACGGCGUUUCCUCACGAGCUGGAGGUGCCCGUGCUAGCGGAGGCGCAGCGGCUCAGCGUCCUCCGGGCUCUCACUGCCCACCUACCCCUGGGCCAAGAGGUGAACCUGGCACAGCUGGCGCGGCGCUGUGCGGGCUUUGUGGUGGGGGAUCUCUACGCCCUUUUGACCCACAGCAGCCGGGCAGCCUGCACCAGGAUCAAGAACUCAGGCUGGGCCGGCGGCUUGAGUGAGGAGGAUGAGGGGGAGCUGUGUGCGGCGGGCUUCCCUCUCCUGGCUGAGGACUUCGGGCAGGCCCUGGAGCAGCUGCAGGCUGCUCACUCCCAAGCCAUCGGAGCCCCCAGGAUCCCCUCAGUGUCCUGGCACGACGUGGGUGGGCUGCAGGAGGUGAAGAAGGAGAUUCUGGAGACGAUUCAGCUUCCUCUGGAGCACCCUGAGCUGCUCAGCCUAGGCCUGAGGCGCUCCGGCCUUCUGCUUCACGGGCCCCCUGGCACGGGCAAGACCCUCCUGGCCAAGGCGGUGGCCACAGAGUGCAGCCUCACCUUCCUCAGCGUGAAAGGGCCCGAGCUCAUCAACAUGUACGUGGGCCAAAGCGAGGAGAAUGUACGGGAAGUGUUUGCCCGGGCCAGGGCUGCAGCUCCCUGCAUCAUCUUCUUUGAUGAACUGGACUCCUUGGCCCCAAACCGGGGGCGAAGUGGAGACUCUGGAGGUGUGAUGGACAGGGUGGUGUCUCAGCUCCUGGCUGAGCUGGACGGGCUUCACAGCACCCAGGAUGUGUUUGUGAUCGGAGCCACCAACAGACCAGACCUGCUGGACCCUGCCCUUCUGCGGCCUGGCAGGUUUGACAAGCUGGUGUUUGUGGGGGUGAAUGAGGACCGCGCCUCCCAGCUCCGUGUUCUGAGUGCCAUCACACGCAAGUUCAGGCUGGAGCCCUCUGUGAGCCUGGUGGACGUCCUAGACCACUGCCCGCCCCAGCUGACGGGCGCAGACCUCUACUCCCUGUGCUCCGAUGCCAUGACGGCUGCCCUCAAACGCCAAGUGCGGGACCUGGAGGAAGGCCUGGAGCCCGGGAGCUCGGCCCUACUGCUCACCAUGGAGGACCUGCUGCAGGCCGCGGCCCGGCUGCAGCCCUCGGUCAGCGAGCACGAGCUGCUCCGGUACAAGCGCAUCCAACGCAAGUUUGCCGCCUGCUAGGAGCCCCCUGCUGCCUGGGACCUGCCCACAGGGGCUCACGGAGGCCUGAGACCAAAAGCCGCCGUCCGCCCACCUCCGGGCGACCCCCUGGGUGCCAAGUGCCAUCAGGCGCCCCAGGAGAGCUCAGGACGCACCCUCUUUGGACCUGUCUGCCUUCCAGGCCAGCUCCAACGCUCAGGCCCCUCUGCUCAGGAGGAGGUGUCUGGUCCUGAGGGAAGCCCCGGUGGGAAGCAUGGCAGUCACUCAGAUGUGUCUGACUCUGCGACCCCAUGGACUGUAGACUGCCGGGCUCCUCUGUCCAUUUAAUUCUCCAGGCAAGAAUACUGGAGUGGGUAGCCGUUCCCUCCUCCAGGGGACCUUCCCAACCCAGGGAUCAAAACCCAAAUCUCCCGCAUUGUAGGCAGAUUCUUCACCAUCUGAGCCAUCAGGGAAGCCCCGUCUGGGGCUGAAAAUAAAGUGUAUGCUGCCCCCUGC